CUAUAUAGGAAUGUUUACGCGUUUUGGGAACCAUUGGUCUUUCUUAUCAGAUAUCGCUAGUGGAACAUGCGCAUGUUUUAAUAGAUAAUAGGUAUUAUCUAUAAGCAUUGGAACAUGCGUACUUAUAUUUUUAAUAUUUUCUGCCAAAAUACUUUUUUUUGAGUACAAUUAAUACUAUUUGAAUAAUAUAUUUUUUUUCAUUAAAAUACGAUUUUACGUAAUUUUUUUCAUCAGUUGUUUUUUUUGACAAAGCAUCAUGGUAACAAAAUAUGUUCGUACGCGUUCCCGUUUUGAACGUAAACAACGAGUUGUAAUGCUCUAUAACUAUACGCUAAACAACACGCCGAUUAUUGUUUUAUUAUAAGUUUUGUUUAACUUGAUUUAAUAUUAUUCAAUAAUAGUUCUUCUCCUUCGCCUUCAUCCCUUCCAUUUGGUUUAGAUACGAAUAAAAAUAAUUAUUAAUGCAUAGUUAAAUUACUAAAUAAAAUGUCAAAAGUAAAAUCGAAAAGAAAUAAAAACGUGAUUGCUGUCGACGGUUUUAUGUACAUCCAUGAUAAAUCCAAUACUGACAAAACGAAAAAGUAUUGGAGGUGUCGUCGCAAAGAUCUCAAUUGUCCAGCUCGGAUACAUACUGGUUAUGAUGAUUUCACCGUUUUAAAAAAAUCCACUAAAAAUCAUUGUCACAAUUCUGAAAUGGCUCGAAUAGAGGUGGAUGCAGCCUUAACGGAAUUGCGUGAACGAGCCAUUUCAAGUAAUGAGCCCAUGUCAUCUUUAAUUAAUGAAUGUGUUAACAGUUUAUCAGAUGCAGCCAAGGUAGGAAUCAAAUUUAUUAUUUGUAUCAUAUGUAAUACAAAUUAUAUUAUAUUAAACUAUCUAUUUUAAUUUAUAAUAGAGCGUCCUAAAAUCAUCCACAGCUUUGAAAAAACAAGUUCGACGCAUAAGAAAUAACGAAAAAGUAGUAUCUCAGCAAGAUCCAAUGGAACUAGUAUCUUUACAGAUUCCAGAUAACUCUGAUGAAGAUAACCAUGAAAAUUAUUCGUCUUUUAGAGAUAAAGAAAAAUUUUUAAGAGGUAUAGAAAAUAAUGUCUCUUUGAAUUGCGAAGUAUUUUAUAACCAUAUUAUAUGACUACACUUUUUAUCUAUUAGUAAAAGUAGUACCUUCUAAUUGCAUUUUAGCAUAUUAAAUUAACAAAUGAUUUUAGUUUUGUUUUUAAAUUUUAAUUUAUAUUACUGGGAUAAAUAUAAUACAGGUCUGGGGGUCAUUUGGGAAGGGAAGUUGGUGUACAAAUUAUAGGAAGUCUCAAAAUUCUUAAGGCAUUCUUAAUAAUUUAUAAGAAGUCAUUCUGAUUUAAUUUUUUUAAAUAAAUAAAAUUUAUACCUCAAAAGAAAUUAUGUUUUUCUUAGCUUAAUAAUUUGAUAUUUUUUACACACUUACAGUCUUUUAUGUAAGUAGGUACUAGUCACUAUAGGUAUCCAUUAUAAUUUAAUAUUUGUUUGUGCCCAUAUAACUUAAUAAAUAAAUAUUAUUAUUAUUAAUAAUGGGCAGAGCCCAGAGUACAGAAUGAAAGAAAAAAAAAAAUACAAAUAAUAAAAUAUUUUAAUAUUAAUUUUAAUUAGGUAGCAGUGAUUGAAUUCUAUAUUAAGAAUGGUUGGAGUAUUGGCUAGACGCAUUAAAUGGUCAAGAUGAUGAUUAAGGUAAUAAUUUGUAGUACUUUUGUAUACUACAUAGGGAGUGAGGGAACAAGUGGAGCGCUGAGGACCACGGAAAUUAAUACAGGAGAGGAGGAAAGAUGCAUCAAAUGAGCUAUUUAUAAGCUUAACCAAGAAACAUAGUUUAGCAUCAGUACGUAUAUCGACUAGGUUAGACUACCCAAACUCUUGGAGAACAGUGGAGUUGUAAUGUAUUACAGAGUAUUUAUAGCGAAAUUAACAAAAGGCCAGAAAGCCAUUAAUUAAGCCUUAUUAUUAAAUAUGAUUUAAUACUUUUAUUUGAUAAUAGUUAAACAUUUUUACUUGUGCACCACUCAUAACCUAAACAAUCAAACUUUAAACUACUACUAUUAUUCAUGUGUUUACUGUAAUAGCACUGUCUAUUUACCAAUUAUAUAUCUCUGUUUCAACACUUGAUUUUCGGUACUUAUUUCUAUGAAUUUUAUAGAAUGUCUUAAAUAUAUUAAUUUUAUAAUUUUUAGUGCGUUUUGUAAUUUUUUUUAAAGUCUGGGGAAUUUUUGAUAAAAAAUGUUUACUUUGUAGUAUCAAUUAUAUGAAAGUUUUACACCUAAGUAAUAGGUAUAUAUUGCAGAUUUUUAAUACACAAAACAUUUAGGAAUUUAAUUAAAUCCAGAACUAAAUAACUAAAAUUAAAACUAAUUUUUUUUUUUCACAGUGCACAAUCUUGCAUCAAAAUGGACAAGUUCCAAAGACAAUAUGUGUAUUCUACCGACUACGAGCAGUAUAAAAUCUGAUUUGAUACAUGAAAUUGUUGAAAAAACACAAUUGUCUGAUGAUGUGAUUUUAAAUGAUAAAAUUAAAAUUGAAAACGAUAUAGAAAACACAUUGGUUCCUCCACCUAAUCAAAUUAAAAAGGAAACUAACUUGGAAACAAAAAUUGAUUUAUUAUUGGACUCAAUAAAACAAAGCUGUACUGAACAAAUACAAAGAAUAAAUAGAGAUACUGAUGAUGAAGACCUUAACUUUUAUAAAUCAACAUUACCUAUGGUUAAAACAUUAAACAGAGAUCAAAAAAUUAAAUUCCGAGUUGCAAUCCUGAAGCUUUUACAAAGUACUUCUACUAAAGAUAACCAAUAAUUCAUCUAAACCGCAGAUAGGUUAUAAGGAUAAUAAACAUUAAAAUAUUUUAUAACUCUAUUUUUGUUAAAAUGCUAAGGAAUGUAAAAUAUAUUUAUUAUAUUUGUAUUAUUUGUAAGUAAGCAAUGUAAAUUAAUUAUUUAUUAAGCAUAUCUUUACAGUAGGUAACACUUAACAUUUCUUUUGAAGUAUUGCUACUGUAAUAGUUCUCAUUUUCUCAUCUCGAUACAUUAUUUUCACAAAAAAUUCCAUAUUGGAGUGAAUUAGUUACCCCAUAUGGUGACAUAACUAUACUUAUAUACUGCAAUAUUAUAUUUUCAUUUAAACAUUGUAUUUUUUAAAAAAAUUUUAAUAUCCUACUUUAAAAAAAAAGUAAAAUUAUCAAGUAGGUAUAUAUAAUAAAAACAAUUUCAAGUAGGUAACUUAGUUUUUUUGACUUACAAAAAACUAGGAUAAUAAAUCAUCAUUCAUCAUAUUUACAGAAAAAAUUAAUUAAAUUAAAACAAAUAUUGUACACAAAUAAUUAUUUAAAUAAUAAACAAAUUAAUUAAAUAAUCUAUGCACUGAAGCAGACUUAAAUUUAACGUUAAAAGAAAUAUAAUAACAUAGUGCCAAUCUUUAAUUUAAUGCCAUCUUUGAUAGAAAACAAAUCUGAACAGCUGAUAAGAUUUCUGUAUCUUUGAGAUCAAAGGGCUUAUUUUCUAAGUAUUAAAAAAGUUUUCAAAUUCUAGAUUGUAGUACUUUUUACAAGCUAAUGUAUAUUAGAAAGAGUGUUCAAUCAACCGUAUUUGAGUCUCAAGAGAGUUAUCUUAGUGCCACUGAAUCAAAUUUAAAACAGGCAAUUGUUUGUAUUAACACUAUUUAUAUUUUGGAAGCUAAACAAAUAACAAAUAAUUGUAUAGCACUUCCAAAAUUGCAUUUCUAGUUUUGCUAUGAAAAUGAGUACCUAUAUGUCUUAUAUUAUCAUAUUUCAUGCACAUAAGAACUGAUAUAUAUUAUACAAAUAUAAUAAUUUAUUACAUUUAAUAUUCUUAGAAUAGUCUCGAAUAAAUCUCGCUUAUAAAUGUACUUAUAAUUUCAAAAUACAUUUUUAUUAAACUAUCAGUACAAAAUAUACAAUAUAAACUAAUUACUAAUAGACACAUUAUAAGAUUACAUAUUAUAGGCAGACAAUUAAUUUUUCAAACGGCCUGCUCUAGCAUCUGUUAUGACACCCCAGAGUUCAAUAAUAAAAUCAUCUGUGAAUCCUAAUUCAUCUAAAUCAGAAUUGUCGACAGCUUCGGCAAAAUCCAUGCUAUUCAGUUUAUCUUCUCCUUUCUCCCAGAUCUGUGUGGCUGCAUGAAUAAAAAAAAACAGUAGGUACAAUAAGUUACUGAUUUACUUGUUAAAAAAAUAACAAUAUUAAUAAUAAAAAUAAAAAUACCAAGCUCGACGUCACUGAUACCCAACAAGUUUUCAAGUAGUUGAUUGAUUUUGGCAAUACCUUUCUGUGACUCAUCGUUCUAAUAAAUUGUUUUAAAUAU
This is a messenger RNA of Cinara cedri, 4331 nucleotides long. Lineage: Eukaryota; Metazoa; Arthropoda; Insecta; Hemiptera; Aphididae. The record is from the annotation of a GenBank genome assembly.